AGUCUAGAGGCAUUACUAAAGCAAUAUGGAUCUCUGGCACCAAGGAGAUAUAGCUAUUGGGAAAUAAAGAAAAUGACGAAUAGAUUCAAAGAUAAGCUUGGUGAAGGAGGUUUUGGAGAGGUUUACAAAGGUGAACUUUCUGAUGGCCGUGCAGUUGUAGUGAAGAUUUUAAAAGCAUCUAAGGGUGAUGGAGAAGAAUUUAUCAAUGAAGUUGCAAGCAUCAGCCAGACUUCGCAUGUCAAUGUCGUGUCUCUUUUAGGAUAUUGUCUUGAUGGGAGCAAAAGAGCUCUAAUUUAUGACUUCAUGACAAAUGGAUCCUUAGAGAAAUACAUAUACGGUGAUGGUUCUCUCUUGGGACUGAACAAAUUGUAUCAAAUUGCAGUUGGAAUUGCUAAAGGAUUGGAGUAUCUUCACUGUGGAUGCAAUGCAAGAAUUUUGCAUUUUGACAUAAAGCCUCAUAACAUACUCCUUGAUGAAGAAUUCUGUCCUAAGAUAUCAGAUUUUGGUUUGGCAAAACUAUGCACCAGGAAAGAACGCAUUGUUUCCAUGUUAGGAGCACGAGGGACUAUUGGUUAUAUUGCUCCCGAAGUAAUCAGUAGGAGUUUUGGAGGAGUAUCACAAAGGUCUGAUGUCUAUAGUUAUGGAAUGAUGGUUCUAGAAAUGGUCGGAGGAAGAAAGAAUGUCAAGGAAGAAGUGAGCCAUACAAGUGAGAUAUAUUUUCCUUGCUGGGCGUAUCAGCACGUUCAGCUAGACGAUGACCUGAAGCUACAUGGGAUUACAAACAAAGAAGAAGAAGAAACUGCUAGGAAGAUGAUAUUAGUAGGUCUGUGGUGCAUACAAACUGAUCCAGCCCAAAGGCCAUCAAUCAGUAAGGUUAUUCACAUGCUAGAAGGAAGCCUUGUCUUAGAAAUCCCACCAAAACCUUUAUUAUGUUCUCCUUGUUGUUCAGGAAGACAUUCUUUGAACACACAGGCAAUGCCACUGAACACCUCCGUAAUUUCUUCAUCCAGUUCAUCACUUUGUUCUACUGAAGAAUCAGCAAAUUUCAUAGGCACAGCUACCAAAGACGGAACUUUCCAGAAGUAA
This is a messenger RNA of Solanum stenotomum, 1086 nucleotides long. RefSeq names its product LEAF RUST 10 DISEASE-RESISTANCE LOCUS RECEPTOR-LIKE PROTEIN KINASE-like 2.1. Lineage: Eukaryota; Viridiplantae; Streptophyta; Magnoliopsida; Solanales; Solanaceae. Gene Ontology annotation, biological process: protein phosphorylation. Gene Ontology annotation, molecular function: ATP binding; protein kinase activity. Bases 73 to 1086 code for a protein of 337 amino acids. The transcript has a single exon. The record is from RefSeq and is a predicted model, not a curated record.